Diuraphis noxia (Russian wheat aphid) is the source of this 1274-nucleotide messenger RNA. RefSeq names its product UDP-glucosyltransferase 2-like. The record is from RefSeq and is a predicted model, not a curated record. Gene Ontology annotation, molecular function: UDP-glycosyltransferase activity. NCBI's taxonomy places the organism in Eukaryota, Metazoa, Arthropoda, Insecta, Hemiptera, Aphididae.
UAAACCAUUAAUAAACAUUAUAAGCAGCUGUGGUGGAUACGCCAAAAAAUAUUUUUUAGUAAUUUACAUCCGUUAUUUUGCAGUUACGCCUGAAUUUGAUAGAAUACAAGGCAGUAUUUUCAGAAAUAGCAGUUUAACCUUACGAAUGUCGAUUAUAACUUCGUGAAUAACCGAAUUAUCGAGCACAAUCAACGUAAAAUGAUGUCAUUUAUUCUUUAAUUAAAAAAAAACUAUUUUCGUCCAACAUUAUCUCCAAGAUAAUAUUAAUUUGCGAUAACCUCGAAAGACUAAAUUUUAUGGCAUGUUCAUUUCCUAUAUAAUUUCACAACUAAUCUAAUUAACGAGUUUAAGAGCUGAAAAGGAAAAAUUAUACAUCGCAACAUCAAAAAUAAUAAUUUUAAACACGUUUAUAUUUUAGCUUUUAUAAUGUUUAGUCUUUUCAAAGUAGCCAUAACGAUGAACACGUUGUUUUGUAUUCUUACCGUUUCGAUGACAUAUGCAUCUAUCGAUGCAUUGCAAAUCCUUGCAAUAGAAAAUGUUGCUGGUAAAAGCCAUUGGAAUUUUAUGAGYGCGGUUCUCCGAUCUUUAACGGACGUUGGACAUAAUGUUUCCGUAUUUACUCCAUUCCCCGACGGCAAUCGGGCCAACUAUACAGAAAUCUAUUUGGAUCUACCAUCAAAGGUCGCAAUGGACGUUGAAGUAGCGUUUAGCACAUUUAAGAAUCCAUCUGUGAUGUUAUCAAUACUCAUUAAUAUGACUCGAAACUUUUGCAAUAUUGCUUAUGAACAACGGGAUAUGCGAGAAAUCUUAUACGGUGGAAAAUCAAUUAAUUAUGAUAUCAUUAUUACUGAAGUAUUGGCAUCAGAAUGUGCAUCAUACAUAGGUUCCAAGCUGGGCUUGCCAGUGAUAUACAUAAUUCCCUCGCCAAUGAUCACCAGCAUGGAGUAUUCCGUAUUCGGAGACGUUUCAAAUCCAGCAACAGUAUCCCACUUGAUGGCUCAUCAUGCGAUACCUAAGACAUUUGCUCAACGAUUUUUAAAUUUCGUACUUUUUGGUUUUAGUUUAUUGAUGUUAAAGUAUAAAGAAAUGGAACUGAAAAUAAUUGAUUCACAACCAUAUGAUCUGGUAGAACCUCUGAAACCGUCGUUAGUAUUCAUGAACACACAUUAUAUUACCGAUGCACCAAGACCUAUGCCUGCUAGUGUAAUACAAAUUGGAGGAAUACAUUUGAAAACACCGAGAAGCAUUCCAAAUGUGAGUACCUAAAUUAAUUU